AUGUGUACAGAAUGUGGGUACAGAGCAGCUCAUAGGUCUGCUCUAUCCCAACACAUGAGAACUCAUACAGUAAAAAAAGAAACCUUCAAGUUUGACCAGUGUGACUAUUCUGCAGCACGGAAACACCGUUUGGACGAGCAUCGCACAAAGCACAGUGGUAAGAAACCCCUCAUGUGUGGAGAGUGUGGGUAUAGGACAGCUCAUAAAUCUAACUUAUCCAAACAUAUGAGAACCCACAUAGGUGAAAAGCCAUACAAGUGUGACCAGUGUGACUACUCUGUUGCACGGAAAGUAGAAAAACCGUACAAGUGUGACCUGUGCGGCUAUUCUGCUGCACAAUCUUCUGCCUUGGUCAGUCAUUUGACAACAAAGCACACUGAUGGGAAACCUUACAAAUAUGACCAGUGUGACUAUUCUGCAGCACAGAAGGCCACUCUUUCACAACUCCUUCCCAGUCUGUAG
Branchiostoma floridae (Florida lancelet) is the source of this 462-nucleotide messenger RNA. RefSeq names its product zinc finger protein 436-like. NCBI's taxonomy places the organism in Eukaryota, Metazoa, Chordata, Leptocardii, Amphioxiformes, Branchiostomatidae. The record is from RefSeq and is a predicted model, not a curated record. Gene Ontology annotation, biological process: regulation of transcription by RNA polymerase II. Bases 1 to 462 code for a protein of 153 amino acids. Gene Ontology annotation, cellular component: nucleus. Gene Ontology annotation, molecular function: RNA polymerase II transcription regulatory region sequence-specific DNA binding; DNA-binding transcription factor activity, RNA polymerase II-specific. The transcript has 2 exons.